GUCGACGCGAGAGGGGCUAGAAGACACCCCAAGGGGCACCAUCUUCGACGUCCCGAGCACCCUUACUCUUCUAUUUUCCAAAGGUAAAAGAAAUGGAACUGUUUAAGUGGACAAUCGCAAUCACACUCUGCAUGUUUUGGAAACUGCUAUAUGCCCAGACCGUCGAAGAAAUACAGUCGAAAUCAGGAAUAUACUUCGAUGAAGUAGGGACCAUGCUAUUUUACCCCAUGAAGUGGAAAGUAGUCACGUAUAUUAAUUUAGAACCAACUGGCGAAUUGUGGAAACAACAAAAAGUCAUCAAAGAAAAGCUAGCGAAUUUUGUCAAAAAAUCAGGGAUAAAAAUUGGUAUCGCUACACAGAUUGCGCAGCUUUUGACCACUAUAUGAGAUUGAAAACUAAAUAUAUUGAUAACUUGAAAGACUUAAUUGCCGAAUAUUUAUCAGAUAGCACACAGAAUUCAAACCAUCACGCAAAGCGAGGAAUACUAAAUUUCGUGGGAGAAAUAUCGAAAAUUUUGUUUGGGACUUUGACUCAGUCAGAUGCUAGGAGCUAUAACCAGCAGACUACAGAGUUGGAAAAAGAACAAAAAGAAUUUUUGCACUUAUCAAGAGAACAGAUGACCAUUAUAAAAACAACAAUUACUUCAGUAAACACAACGUUGCAAAAAGUAAAUCAAAAUGAAAGGGUAUUGAAAGAAGGUUUAAGUAAAUUAUCAAACUUCAGUGCACAGAAAUUUAGCGAUUUGGAAGAAGAGAUUAGGAACGUAAACUUAAUCAAUGAGCAGUUUUGCCUGGUACAGAGAGGGAUAGACGAAAGUCAACAUUCGUUCGAGAUAUUAAUAGACGCAUUUGUCCAUGCAGAACAGGGAACACUUCAACCACAGUUAAUCACCACAGAAAAGAUAAAACAGUUAAUAGGAAAUCAAAAGCUGCCAAGCGGACUGGACUAUCCAAACUUUCCUUUUCCACAACUUCAAAAAAUCAUCACCCCAAUCACCUACUCUUACAAACAAUAUCUAGUCUAUGUACUAGAAAUUCCCUUGUUUUCCCCAACAACCUACCAAUUGUAUAAAUUGCUACCUUUCCCAACAAACAUAAAAGAAGAAAAAUCUACCUAUACUUAUAUCCACUAUAAUAAAGAGUUUAUAUUUAGUGAUCCAUUGAGGCAACACUUUGGUAAAAUGACAGCAAAUGAAUUAACAGGAUGUUUCCACCCCAGUGAAUUAAUUUAUGUCUGUAGAGAGGAGAUACCUAUUUAUACUUAUGUUCCUGAGAUGGAUUGCGAAGCUACUUUGCUCCACCCAUCGACUACAAGAAUUCCAAACAAUUGUGAGUAAAGAGUUCUUAAAUUAAGCAAGACCUUUUUGAUACCACUACAUAUGAGUAACCCAUGGUUGUUUGUUACUCCCCAGUCAGAAACUUUCACGGUUUUGUGUCCACAAGGUACUACCACCUUCAAAUUGGAAAAGGGAGGUAAAUUAACUCUUAAACCUGGAUGUAAAGGAUAUUCAUCCUACAUAACAUUGUAUUCUAUUUCUACGUUAAGUACAAAUUCAACAAAUGACUAUGUACCAACAGCACCUGUAGAUUUUGACUGUUGUUUCGAGAACUUGGAAGAUGUAAAAUUCAAAGAACUACCUUUACAAGUACCGUUGGUAAACAUCAUGUCAUCUGUAGAUGAUUUAAGAAUUGCAAGCAUGAAGGUGAAUGAAGUGCAAAAUCUAAUUAAAGAACAAGAAUUAAAACAUAAUCAAAGAUUUUAUAAGAUUACAUCUUGGGGAACAACUUUUGGACUGAUUAGUUUAAUUUUCAUAGGUAUUUGCUGUAGUUGCUGCUGUUGCAAAUGUUGUAGAGAUUGCUUCUUUUGGUUAUGGAGCAGAUUGAGUCUAAGAGACUGUUGGAAGCAGACAGAAGACAAAUGUUGUGUCAGCAUUUACAAUUAUAAUGGAUCAAGAGUACAGUAUGCCAAAACUAACACUUCACCAGCCAUUUCAAUGAAAUCAUUGCCCGAGAUCGGAAAUACUAUAACUGAACCGCCAAAGAGAUUGGCAGAUGAAACUUUAAAGAUGGAUGAAGAAUUAGACUGUAUUUCAAAGAGAACACGAAGCAAGAGAAUGUUUCGUUAAACAAAAAUUUUCACCAUGAGGUAAAAACUUUUUAGAGGAAGGGAGGUGUAAUGAAGGAGCAUAAAGAAGGUAUAUGAUGGAGUACAAAGGUGUACUGAGUGUAAUCAAGUGUAUGUAACGAAUAUACUAUAAUCAAUUAUUGAUAUAUGUCAUGAAUGGAAUAUUGUAAAUGUAAUCAAAUGAAAAGCAUGACUAAGUAGCAAAACUAGAGGGUUACUGAAUGGAUACAGUAACACCUGUCAUUAAUUACCACUAUAAUUACUAUAAUUAAAAGAACCCCUCUAAGGUUCAAUCGAACGUAACAUUUGGUAUUAUGGAAUAAAUAUAAGAAUAAUGUAUGAAACCAGUCUAGACAUGUUACUAAUAAAAGCUGUUAUCUUAGUCACCCGCAUGGGACAGAUGACAUUAUGACCCUGAUGUCGAUGCGAGGGAGUAAACAGUCGCCCUAACCAAUUAAUCUGAUAAAGGCGACCACAUCAAAGUCUGAAAGUUAAGAAUUGUAACAUGUCGUGAUAAGUGUGUGUUAUAGGUCUAAACUGGGAAGAGGAGCUGACUCACGUUCACGAGCACAGAUGUUUUGUCAUACUGGUAGACGCUAUGAGUGGACUUUGUUCAAGCCAACGCCCAGAUUGGUCCUAUAAAUACAGGAGUAUUGUAGCUCCAAGUAUCAUAUCUAUUGAUCAUUCUUCAGACGGCGAAGCUCUGCCGGUUUUCGGUCCGAGCCUUUAUUCUGUAAACUUUCCUAUAUUCUAUUGGAAGUUGGUGUUGUAUUGCAAUUGUAAUUACUUAACAUCAGUGUAUCUUCAUAUCAUCAUAUUAAAUAACAUUCUUAUAUUCUGCAACCAAAAGACUUAGAUCUUUUGCGUACCUACAAAAGGUAUCCUAAAAUUCUACGAGAGCUUUCUCUCUGGUGACUUCACCACCUCAUCACCGGCAGCAACGACAUCAGCGAGAAAAGCCCACUCGAAUAUUUCAUUACUUCAUUACACACUGCCUGUGGGUGCUUGUCAUCCAGUAGGCAGACUGGUUUGAAACUCUUGAAACUUUUCCAGGGAAUCAGCAUGGUAAGGACCAAAUGAAUCACAAGAAUAGAGUGUUUCCUCGUCGCCCAAGUAAUAUGGCAUAUCAAUUUAAGACAUACUAUCAAGAGGUUAAGGAGGACCUAUUAUGUGAGCAAAGUGUAAAUUAUAUCCCAACUAUUGUUAAUGGACAUUUAAACUUUAAUAAUCUGCCUCUUGCAAGUGACAAUAUCACUAUUAAGGAGAAUCAUGCUAGAACACUAGUGAUAGAAUCGGAAGUGAAAAUGAGUGAAAAUAAAACCAAAGACACAAGGGGUCUCAAGCAUAAAAUAUUAACUAUUGGGGAAAGCCAUGUGAGAGGGUGUGCUGUGAGGAUGUUUACUUCUAUGGAUGACCGCUUUGAAGUUUGUGGUAUAGUUAUGCCAGGUUCUUGCACAAACGCUUUAAGUGGAACAAUGAGUGAUGAAGUGGACAAGUCAGCUAAAAAUGAUUUUUUAAUAAUAAGUAGUGGAUCUAAUGACGUUAGUAAGAGUGAUACAAGAAUAGCAUUCAGUAAUAUUGUUAAUUUUAUUAAGAAUAUUAGACACACCAAUGUAAUUCUAACAGGUGUUCCUCUUAGAUAUGACACUCCUGGUUGCUCACAGUUAAAUGAUGCAAUCAAUCUCUUUAACAAUAAGUUGAGUAAGUUGACCAAAAUCUUUAGUCAUGUAUUUAUGAGUGAACCGAUCAACAAUAGAUUGUUAUACACCAAAUACGGCUCACAUUUAAAUACACUAGGCAAGGAAAUAUUUUCUAAUCAGUUAGUCUCCCAGAUAUUUUUAUUGUUGGAAAGAGUUAAGGUUACGCCUAUAAUCCUGGAAUGGUACGAUAAGGUAACUCAGUUGGUCGUUCCAUCAAUUGACAAGUCCUCUUCGACACUGACUUCAACUCAGCGCAAUGUUAAACGCAAUAGGAAAUUACCAGUAACUAGAAAUAAUGAUUUUUUAUGGAACAUUGAAAUGCCUACUCAGAUUCUUUAGAUAGUAGGACUAAAAUAUGCCUUAAGAAUAAUAAUUCAAUGAGUAUUUUCCAUCAAAAUAUCCGUGGUUUAAAGGAGAAAACUAAUGAAAUUAUAAGUGCACUGUAUCCUCGAUCCCCACAUUUGCUAUGUCUAUCUGAAUAUCACCUUGACUAUACGAACUUAUGUCAUACCUAUAUUGAACAUUAUAAUCUGGGUGCCGAGUAUUGUAGGAAAUCUAUCAGGCAAGGAGGUGUAUGCAUUUUUGUACGUGACUCAAUUAACUAUCUAAAUGUGAAUUAAAAUGCUUUUUGUAGAGAUCAGGAUCUAGAGAUAUGUGCAGUCAAACUUCUAAUUCCAUCUGUUAAUAUUUAUGUU
Molecule: messenger RNA, 4519 nt
Organism: Cryptotermes secundus
Lineage: Eukaryota; Metazoa; Arthropoda; Insecta; Blattodea; Kalotermitidae
Exons: 2
Coding region: 3201-4163 (320 amino acids)
Source: RefSeq, a predicted model, not a curated record